This is a messenger RNA of Malaclemys terrapin pileata, 2915 nucleotides long. Its product is annotated as tyrosine-protein phosphatase non-receptor type substrate 1-like. The coding region runs from base 671 to 1657 and encodes 328 amino acids. NCBI's taxonomy places the organism in Eukaryota, Metazoa, Chordata, Testudines, Emydidae. The record is from RefSeq and is a predicted model, not a curated record. The transcript is spliced from 8 exons.
CCUCGCCUUGCUGAAGUGCUCUGCUGAGAAACAUGCAGUGGGCUUGGUGUGAACAGAACUGCAUGCUGUAGAAGAGAAGACACCUGCCUUAUAACUUGCAGGGCUCCAAGUCAAAAGCAGCACCCCAAUAUGAUGGAAGAGUUUUGACUUGAUCCCGACUAUCUCCUGUUUGGCCUUCAUGCUGGAAUUUGGGAAAAGUUGGGUGGCGAGAUGAUUCCUUGUGUAUUGGUCUUGCUGCCACAAGAGGCGUAGAGGUCAUGACCCAGUACAGGGUUGUGGAAUGUAAGGCACUGGGUCGCGGUGGCUCUGGUCAGCACCACCAACCGAGUCAUUAAAAGUCCUGUCGGCAGUGCUACCUGGCUAAGGCAGGCUAGUCCCUACCUGUUCUGACACUGCGCUGCGCCGCGCCCUGGAAGUGGCCAGCAGGUCUGGCUCCUAGGUGGGGGGAUAUUGAGCUCUGUGCACUGCCCCUGCCCCAAGCACUGGUCAAUGGGAGCUAGAGGGGGCGGUGCCAGGGGGUGAGAGCCACGCGGAGCCACUUGCUCACCUCCGCCUAGGAGCCAGACCUGCUGCUAGCCGCUAUCAGGGCGCAGUGCGGCCCGCAGUGCGAGGACAGACAGGAAGCCUGCCUCUGCACCCUGGCUGAGCCACUGACGAAGAGCUGUCUGAGAUGCUGCCCAGGGAACUUCAGCUGCCCAGAAGAGAGACUAAAUUACUGGUGCUUUUAAUGUUCAUCUUUCUUCUUUGUCACUCAGGGCCAAUGAUCCAAACCACAUCCAUUGCACUGAAUUCAACGAUGGUCUCAGUGUUACAGGGUGAAACAGUGAAAGCAGUCUGUGCGCAGAACAUCAAUGAAACGGAAGGGCUCGCUAUAACUCUGAGAAGAAACGGCAGCUCUGCUGAGCUGUGUUACAUACAGCUUGGAAAUUACACAUUUUGGAGCAGAAAUUGCACAGACCGUAUGAAUCUAGAAUACAAUAAACUGACAAAAGGGGUUUAUGCUGUUAUGGAGAGAGUCUCUGUCAAACAGUCUGGUGUUUACAGCUGCACCUUGGACAAGAUACUUCCCCCUCCUGUGAGACUGCUAAGCCAGUCUCACAUUUCCCUCACAGUGUCAGCUCUUCCAGUGGUUGAGGUUUUUUUGGCCUCUUCUUCAUCCAUUGACAAGGAGAUCACGUUAACUUGCAGUGCUUGGGACUUCUAUCCUGUAGACAUCCAGCUCUCCUGGAGUAAGGACAGCCAGUUGCUCACUAACUCAACAAGGAAUGACUCUCUGUUCCACAAUAGCAACGGGUCUUAUUCCUAUAUAAGUAACCUUGUUGUUUCCAAACAUGACUGGAAUGAAUUUGCCCAGUUUUUCUGCCAAGUAAAUCACUCUACACUGAAAAUGCCUGUUGUGAAAAACCUCACCCUGACCCAGUCUGGUAAAGCAAUUUCAGAUUCCAACCUGCACUGGAUCCCUGUCAUACUGCUUGGUGUCUCGGCAAUAUUGGUAGCAAUAAUUGUGGCAAAGUCUAUGAAAUUAAGAUUCAAGUCCACAUCACAGAGCUCCGCAGAAAGGAGAUUGCCAGAGACAGCUGAGACACAUCCUCCACAAGAAAGCCAGAGUGAUACAAUCUAUUCAUUGCUUACUCAUUAUCCAGAAUCUACUUUAUGAGCUGCUGUCAAGUGUAGUACGUGGGCCCUGAAAUAUAGAAGAAGAAAAUGUUGCAUUCUAUUGCAGUCUUCAGUGCUGGAUGUGCCUAUCGGAUGAUUACCGACAGGAGUGUCUAGAGAAACAAAUAAUGACUUGCUCCUGGUAAUACAGUACGGAAACCUAGAGCUGUUAAACAAGUGGACUAAAAACAGGGGCAGAGCAGUUUGCUGGACGCUCGUUGGAGUUCUCAGCGAUAAGACAGUACUAUGAAACAAGAAGACAGGUGUGUAAUCUGACACAUAAAGGGAAUUGAAACACCCUGGGGAUUUUUUAAAAGGUGCCCAAUCUGAGGGCCAGGUGCCUUGGGGAGACGAUGCACUUAUCUGGAGGUGGAGCAUUAUGGGAAUGCCAUGAGGUUAGGUGAUUGUAUGCAUCCAGCAGGACUUGAUACUCUUCCUUUUGAGUCAGUAUUGAACCAAUAUUCCAUCAGAACAGUAGGGGGAUGUUUUUGUUCAAGGUUCUGUUUUUCAGAUGUCAUGUUAAACUUAGGUACCAAUCACUUAUGAUCAUUAAAUGCCAAAUACAUCAUAUGUAAGAUCAUGAGUGUUCUGGCUAUAUUCCUGUGUAACAGCAGCCUGUCGAAAAUUCCCCAUCUAGUUUAAUUCAGAUACAGCAUGAUGUGUUCUGUCACACAUCUGCCAUAUUCCACCACAGAGGUGGCUGCAUUUCAAUAGCUAGCAAAGUGAUCCUGCAUGCAGUACAGUAUAUAGUUUGCAAACCACUUUGUGAUGUGCUUGGGAUGCUUUUUGGAUGAAAGAAGAGCUAAAUAAAUGCAAAGUUUUAUCACUGAGUGAAAUAACCCUACACUUAUUGUCUUCACAAACGUUACACAAAUCCAUACUCUCACCAUAUUUAAGUGUAUUACUCUUUGCUUCCUCAGCCACACUUUAUGAAAGACACUGAUGAUCUAAGUUGUUGACUUUCAUAGAAAAAAAUAUCACCAUGCAGCAAUAAGAAUGGCUAUAUUUUUUUACUAUAUUCUUACUAAUCCUCAAUUCCGUGUGUUCAUACCCAGGACACUGGUAUAUUAAUGCAUUGAAAUGACAAUGUCUGAAAUUUCUAGACUUGAGAUCAAAAUGGAGGUGUUAUUGGGAAGAAAAUGGUGUUGCGGGUCACGGCUUUCUGUUAAGUGUAUGCUCACUUGUCCAUAAUUUGUUCUCAUGUGUUGAUUGUAUAAUUGUUUACAAAUCAUUAAAGAUAUUUAACAAUGAAAGGUAGC